CUCUAAGCCUCUCAGUCGGUAUCAGACAUGAAGACCGCAGGAUUCGUCGCCGCCGCUGCCUUGGCGCAGAGCGUCUCCGCGCACUACAUCUGGAACACGCUCAUCGCGGGCGAUGCGGAGAGCCAGGCUGCUGUGCGCCAGCCCAUUAACAACUCUCCGGUCACGGACGUUACCUCGGCCGACAUCACUUGCAACGUCUCGCCCGGGGCUGCCUCUGAGACCGUCACCGUCGCCGCGGGCUCGACCGUCGGGUUCAAGCUCGAUAACACCAUCUACCACCAAGGCCCCGCCGCCAUCUACCUCGGCCAAGCCCCCGGCGACGUCGCCUCCUGGGACGGCUCCGGCGAUGCGUGGUUCAAGAUCGCGGAGUGGGGCGCCGAAUUCGAGCCCUCGUUCACGUUCACGGACUUCAACGCCGCGCAGCUGACGACGACGAUCCCUGCGAGCGUGCCCAGUGGGCAGUACCUCGCCCGCAUUGAGCAGAUUGGCCUCCACGUCGCGGGCGCGCCGCAAUGGUACAUUUCGUGCGCGCAGAUUGAGAUCACGGGUGGUGGCUCGGGCUCGCCGUCGAAGGUGUCGAUUCCGGGAUACGUCUCUCCUGAUGACCCGGGCCUCACUGUCAACAUCUACAACCCUGUCCCGACGGCGUACACUGUCCCGGGGCCGGCUGUGUACUCCGGAUGAUCAGCUGGAGCAGUGAACUUUAGCUCGCUUCUUCUGAAGUCGUGUGUAUGUACCUCUAUUCCGAGUCAGGGUAAUGCCGUCUGCGUUUCGUCCGCUGCAUUUGCAUAUCUCGUGAUAUCUUACCCAACUUGUCUUGAU
Messenger RNA from Schizophyllum commune H4-8, 822 nucleotides. RefSeq lists its product as uncharacterized. The transcript has 6 exons. The record is from RefSeq and is a predicted model, not a curated record. Lineage: Eukaryota; Fungi; Basidiomycota; Agaricomycetes; Agaricales; Schizophyllaceae. Bases 28 to 684 code for a protein of 218 amino acids.